Messenger RNA from Raphanus sativus (radish), 2550 nucleotides. RefSeq lists its product as uncharacterized. Gene Ontology annotation, molecular function: zinc ion binding. The coding region runs from base 1 to 2550 and encodes 849 amino acids. The record is from RefSeq and is a predicted model, not a curated record. Lineage: Eukaryota; Viridiplantae; Streptophyta; Magnoliopsida; Brassicales; Brassicaceae. The transcript has a single exon.
AUGACCAAUAACGUAUUCGUACAUUUUACAUAUGAAGACUGCAUGUAUGGUAUAUCUGUGAAGGCAUCAGUGGAGGAUGUGACGUUGUCAAUGUUACAAGAAAAGAUGUAUAAGAAGCUUGGGUUGGAUGAAAGUAAGGAAAAACUGAAAUUGAGCUACAUUCCGAUGGUGAGACGUUGCCAGAAAGCUGUAACUAUUGCUGAUGAUGACGAUCUUUAUGUUUACCUCGGAAGUGUCGAUAAAGAGAACCAAAGAUGUCUUUUGGUUGUGGAGAGUAGUGAAAGGUCGGGACCGAGACCACAAGAUAGACUUUCGAUAGCGGGUAAACGUUCUGUUGGUAUGAACUACAACGAUUUGCAGCUAUUGGAACAUGAAGUUGGACCUAAUGCAAUUACAUUGUACGUUGGUGAGAACCAAGAGAAUAACGAGGUGCGUGCUAUGGAGACUGGUACUGGUAAGGAGACUGACACUGGUAUGGAGACUAAUACGGCUGCGGAGACUGAUACUGGUAUGGAGAAUGAUACGGCUGCAGAGAAUGAAACGGUUGCGGAGACUGAUACGGCUGCGGAGACUGAUACGGCUGCGGAGACUGAUACGGCUGCGGAGAAUGAAACGGCUGCGGAGACUGAUACGGCUGCGGAGACUGAUACGGCUGCGGAGAAUGAAACCGUACAUCCAACCGCCGAUAAGUAUGUUGAAGAGCCACCUGCAAUAGUACGGAGUAGUUGUAUAGAGGAAUGGGCCGAUGGUUUGAGUCUCAAUAAACAUGACGAAUUUCCAAGUAAGAAGGCAAUUCAGGAGAUGGUGGAUAGAGCUGCAUAUAGUGAAUGUUAUCGUUAUGUCACUAAAAAGUCUGAUCGAAAUCGAUUGGUGAUAACAUGUUCGCAAGCUGACUGCAAAUGGGUAAUACGAGCUUCAGGGAUUGGUGGGACAGAAAUUUUCUCAAUAAAAAGCUACACGAAGAUGCAUACAUGCUCGCGGACACAACAAAGUGACAGCAACGACAAGAGAAGAGCGUCAGCAGAAGUAGUGGCAAGUUUUUUGAAUGAGGAAUUCCCAGGAGAUGUGCAAACUCCAACUCCAAAAGAUAUUAAGGCUCUGGUUAAGUCCAAACUUGGUGUCAUGAUAUCCUACUCCACAGCAUUGCGUGGAAAGAAUUUGGCUUCUUGUGAUACACGUGGUAGUCCGGAAGAUAGCUACAGGAUGAUGUAUAGCUAUUUGUACAUGUUAGAGCAAAUGAACACGGGAACAAAAACUAGUGUGAAAUUGGAUGACUCAGGUAAAUUCAAGUACCUCUUCAUAGCGUUGGGAGCUUGCAUUGAAGGGUUUGCAGUUAUGAGAAAAGUGAUUGUUGUCGAUGCAACAUGGCUGAAGAACGGAUAUGGGGGUGUUCUAAUUUUUGCCAAAGCUCAAGAUCCUAACCGUCAUUGCUAUCCACUUGCGUUUGCUGUACUUGAUGGAGAGAAUCAUGCUAGUUGGACCUGGUUUUUUGAGAUGCUUAGAAGCGUUAUACCAGACUCUUCUGAACUGGUUUUCAUGAGUGAUAGAAAUGCAAGUCUGAUAUUUGCCAUAGCAAACGUGUACCCUCAGGCUCACCAUGGUCAUUGUUUAUGGCAUUUGAAGGAAAAUGUUAAAGGGCAUGCUUCUAACGUCAACAAAGAUGUAGUCGGGCAUAGAUUCAUGGAGCUGGGAAAGAUGUAUACAAUGGCUGAUUUCAAUGCUGCUUACGAAAAAUUUAAGCUAAGGUUCCCUUCAGCUUACACGUAUGUGGAGGAGAAAACUGAAAAAGACAAAUGGGCAAGGGUUUUUUUCCCCCGUGACAGGUACAACUUGGACACAAGCAACAGCGUGGAAUCAAUGAACAAAGUGUUUAGAGAGGCAAGGAGGUGGGCCUUGAUACCAAUGCUGGAUUGUAUCAUUAGGACAUUCUCUGAUUGGUUUAAUCAACGUCGGAAGGAUGCUGUUUCACAAUCAUUGGGUACCAAGCUAGUGCCUCUGGUUGAGAACUACUUGCACGAUCUAUGGGUUCUUGCGCGAACGCUACCUGUGCGGGAGCUUAAUAGUUAUGAGCUAGAGUACGAGGUAAAGGAUAGUAAUGGGAAGAUGUUUUUGACGAACUUGAUUGCCAAAACUUGUACUUGCAAGGUGUGGGAUUAUGAAAAGAUUCCUUGUCUGCACGGACUGGCUGCUUACAUCUAUUACACUAAUCAGGUGGAUAGUGGGGGUGGUAGGAGCCGUGAUAUCAACAUAGUAUAUCAUGAGUUGUGCUCAAAAUACUAUUGGACGGAACUGUGGUCAUUGGCGUAUUGGAGGACAAUUUAUGCUGUGCCAGACAUGUCUGUAUGGGAAGUCCCGGAUCACAUCAGGGAGCUGAAGAUCAUACCUCCGGAUCCUAUCAAGCGUAAGGGAAGGAAAAGAGUUAAUAGACUUCCAUCUGGUGGAGAACGCCGUAGGAGGACACAAAACAAAAAGCGGCCUAGGCAAAAUUUUGGUUUCAAUUGGCUGUUAUUUGGAAAUGGUUCAAGCACUUCAGAGCAGAACACGGCCUAA